AUGAAGAAAAAGAUAGAUUGGAAGGACAGUGGCAGUACCAACCCCCACCACCAGGAGGUGUCCCCCUCACAAGGGCGGUUGAGAGAUGGAGAGGGCCAGGGGGUGACAGAGGGGGACAUGGAUGGGCCAUUGGUGACUACUGCACAGAAGAACCGUGGAGGAAGCACAGCAAGACUCAGGAUACACACUAUCCAUCCCCCCGCCGGAGACAUCCCCCAGCUGGAGACAACCCCCCACUGGAGACAACCCCCCCUGGAGACAACCCCCCCUGGAGACAACCCCCCCUGGAGACAACCCCCUGCUGGAGACAUCCCCCCACUGGAGACAACCCCCCGCUGGAGACAUCCCCCCACUGGAGACAACCCCCCGCUGGAGACAUCCCCCCGCUGGAGACAACCCCCCACUGGAGACAAUCCCCCGCUGGAGACAACCCCCUGCUGGAGACAACCCCCUGCUGGAGACAUCCCCCCCUGCUGGAGACAACCCCCUGCUGGAGACAACCCCCUGCUGGAGACAACCCCCCACUGGAGACAACCCCCCCUGGAGACAACCCCCCCUGGAGACAACCCCCCCUGGAGACAACCCCCUGCUGGAGACAUCCCCCCACUGGAGACAACCCCCCGCUGGAGACAUCCCCCCACUGGAGACAACCCCCCGCUGGAGACAUCCCCCCGCUGGAGACAACCCCCCGCUGGAGACAUCCCCCCGCUGGAGACAACCCCCCGCUGGAGACAACCCCCUGCUGGAGACAACCCCCCGCUGGAGACAUCCCCCCGCUGGAGACAUCCCCCCCGCUGGAGACAACCCCCCCUGCUGGAGACAACCCCCCACUGGAGACAUCCCCCCCGCUGGAGACAACCCCCCCUGCUGGAGAUAACCCCCCACUGGAGACAACCCCCCACUGGAGACAUCCCCCCCACUGGAGACAUCCCCCCCGCUGGAGACAUCCCCCCGCUGGAGACAUCCCCAGACUGGAGACAGCCCCCCCCCCACUGGAGACAACCCCCCCCACUGGAGACAUCCCCCCGCUGGAGACAUCCCCCCACUGGAGAAAACCCCCCGCUGGAGACAUCCCCCCCUGCUGGAGACAACCCCCCGCUGGAGACAUCCCCCCACUGGAGACAUCCCCCCCGCUGGAGACAUCCCCCCCGCUGGAGACAUCCCCCCCGCUGGAGACAUCCCCCCACUGGAGACAGCCCCCCCACUGGAGACAUCCCCCCCGCUGGAGACAUCCCCUCCGCUGGAGACAACCCCCCACUGGAGACAACCCCCCACUGGAGACAUCCUCCCACUGGAGAAAACCCCCCGCUGGAGACAUCCCCCCCACUGGAGACAUCCCCCCCACUGGAGACAUCCCCCCCGCUGGAGACAUCCCCCACGCUGGAGACAUCCCCCCCCACUGGAGACAUCCCCCCCGCUGGAGACAUCCCCCCCGCUGGAGACAUCCCCCCACUGGAGACAUCCCCCCCCACUGGAGACAUCCCCCCCGCUGGAGACAUCCCCCCGCUGGAGACAUCCCCCCACUGGAGACAUCCCCCCCGCUGGAGACAUCCCCCCACUGGAGACAUCCCCCCCCCACUGGAGACAUCCCCCCCGCUGGAGACAUCCCCCCUGCUGGAAACAUCCCCCCUGCUGGAGACAUCCCCCCACUGGAGACAACCCCCCACUGGAGACAACCCCCUGCUGGAGACAUCCCCCCCCACUGGAGACAACCCCCACUGGAGACAUCCCCCCCCCCACUGGAGACAACCCCCCACUGGAGACAUCCCCCUGCUGAAGACAACCCCCCGCUGGAGGCAACCCCCCGCUGGAGACAUCCCCCCCUGCUGGAGACAUCUCCCCGCUGGAGACAACCCCCCGCUGGAGGCAACCCCACCCUGGAGACAUCCCCCCCGCUGGAGACAUCCCCCCACUGGAGACAUCCCCCCGCUGGAGACAACCCCCUGCUGGAGGCAUCCAGUGGUUCAUAAGAUCAAGUCCACCUUUGUCGAUGUCACGCCCUGA
Messenger RNA from Oncorhynchus mykiss (rainbow trout), 2004 nucleotides. Lineage: Eukaryota; Metazoa; Chordata; Actinopteri; Salmoniformes; Salmonidae. The record is from RefSeq and is a predicted model, not a curated record.